AUGGGUAACAAUUUCAGUACGCAGCCAGACACCAACAGGGAGCGAAGUUCAUCUCUGCUCUCACGUGUUUCUUUAAAAAAGUGGUCUAAACUGCAUGCGCCGUCAGAUACGCCAGGUGCAUCUGGAGGUAACUCAGUGCGAAAGCGUUAUAGUAGCCAGUAUUCAAAAUUCAGCUUCAAUAAGAAGCAUGUUCGGAACAACUCUCUCAGCGAUAGGAGCUCAUUUGAGAUUAGUUGUCCUCUGGAAAAUAAUAAUGAUACGAUGAAUGAAAGUAUCGAAUUUCAAGAAUCUAUAAAUCUUGUAGGACAGCUUGAGGCUCUUCUAGAAAAUCCCAACAGGUUCUCUUCGCAUCACAGAGCUAUCGCUCUGCUCACUCAUCAAGUCUCAACCGUUCUUGAUGGAAGUAGUCUAAUCAAUCAACUACGUGAGCUCAUACAGGAGCCUCAAAAGUUCUCUAGGUACGAUAAAGAGAUAACAAUGCUCACUCGUAGAGCUUCAACUAUUUUUGAAAAUCAAAUUCAGACCUACCAUCGAAUCGCUUAUUCUAGUUUGCCACUAGUCAUUGGCAGAAUCGCACAAGACUGUGGUAUUUUUGAAGCGCUUGUUGCAAGUAAAGAUGAAGCAUUUGAUGUUGCCUCUCUAGCUGAAAUGACUGGUCUGCAGCAAAGUAUCUUGGAGGUCUUCUUGGAGUAUAUGGCAGCUCAACACAUGAUCGAUGAUGUGGGAGACUUCUUAUAUCGUGAUAAUAAUGUUACCUUUAAUCUUCUAAAGCCAAUAGCAAUUUAUGGCCUUCCAGUUUUUAAUGACUUGUUUCUCCCAAUAAUUAAUCACCUCGGCGUUUCAGUUAAUGAUAGACAUGGACGAAGCGCACACAACUUAGCAUUCAACACAUCCCUUGAUUUGACCUCUUGGCUUGAGAAAAACCCCAAAUUUGAAAGAGAAUUAGAUAAACUCAACCGACAUCAAUGGGAUCUUGUGCCUAGCUGGCAUAGUGUCGUAGACUUCCAAGAAGAAUUCACUGGUGAUUCAGACGACCGAUCAUUCGUAUUUGUCGACGUGGGCGGAGGUAUGGGAGACCAAUGUAUUGUUCUCCUAGACAGAUUUCCUGGGUUAAGGGGACAAGUCGUAUUACAAGACAAACCAGAAAUUUUACACAAAUCUCAUGUCCCUGAUCGGAUCUUGAAAGUACCAUGUAAUUUUUUCAGAGACCAGCCCAUUCAAGGUGCGUAUGUAUACUAUUUUCGUCGAGUCUUGAGCAAAAACAUUGAUGAAGCUGUUAUCCAAAUCCUAAAGGCCCAAGUUCCUGCUAUGGGAAAGGAAUCUUUCUUAUUAAUCGAUGAUAAAGUAUUGCCAGACAUGAAAUUGACAGUAACAACAAGCAUGUUAAAUUUACUUGAGUUGAAUAUCCUAAUGCUUGCAUGUUUCAAUGUUUUUGAAAGACGACAAUCACAGUGGCUUAGGCUUCUGGAUGAAGCCGGGUAUGAGGUAGCACAAAUACAUCCGUACUCUGAUCUCCACGACUGCAUUAUUGUUGCGAAGGUAAAAUUUAGACCAGUGAUGCAAAGGUUGGAUAUGGUAGAUCAAAGGGAUAUUUAG
Messenger RNA from Blumeria graminis f. sp. triticale, 1596 nucleotides. NCBI's taxonomy places the organism in Eukaryota, Fungi, Ascomycota, Leotiomycetes, Helotiales, Erysiphaceae. The record is from the annotation of a GenBank genome assembly.